Messenger RNA from Laccaria bicolor S238N-H82, 204 nucleotides. RefSeq lists its product as uncharacterized. Bases 1 to 204 code for a protein of 67 amino acids. The record is from RefSeq and is a predicted model, not a curated record. Lineage: Eukaryota; Fungi; Basidiomycota; Agaricomycetes; Agaricales; Hydnangiaceae. The transcript is spliced from 2 exons.
AUGUGGGAAGAGCUCGGGUAUUACGAAGGGUUUGCAUUGACUUGGAGAGCUAUACACGAAAAACAAUCACGACAAGACCACCGUUCAAUAUUACACAUUCGUAACCUCCUCGAGCUCAUCUCCCAAUUUCCGACCAUCAACCCAUCUGCUGCUGAUGCAGCGUCCGAUGGACAUCUCGAAACUCAUUCGCCAGAUUCGAUCUAA